Molecule: messenger RNA, 1443 nt
Organism: Panonychus citri (citrus red mite)
Lineage: Eukaryota; Metazoa; Arthropoda; Arachnida; Trombidiformes; Tetranychidae
Product: loricrin-like
Exons: 3
Coding region: 345-1007 (220 amino acids)
Source: RefSeq, a predicted model, not a curated record
GUUUAUCCCUUAACUGGACUCAUUUAUGUCUCCCCUUUUUUAGAUUAUCAACUCUCCCAUUAACAAUUUAGUGAGAAUGACCAACAAUCAGGUAAAAAAGGAACUGAUUCCAUCGACUCGAUAGCCUUUCAUCGUCGACUGUCCUCAAGUGAACAUUUCCAAUUGUUAUUUAAGUUUCCAUCUUUUCCAUUAGAUUGUAUCUCCAUCAUCCAUAACAUCAUCAUCGAUCAACGGAUUUCAUUGUUCACCUUAAUUGUUUAUCUCUAAUCAUCUUGUUUGUUUUCCAUUGGUUAUUAUUAUUGUUAUUCUGUUCUCAACCUUCAAUUUAACAAUCGAUCAUCAUAAUGAGUCCAAAAAGUGGCCUAUUCUCCAUGAGGUUUUGCCUUCUCCUUGUGAUUGUUACAUUUUUAAUUGUUCAAAAUGCUGAUCAAUCUUUUGGGAUGAAGAAGAAAAUGAUUAAGAAAUUGAAAAAAGUUCUACCCCUUCUACUCGCCAUCAAGCCAAAGAAAAAGCUCCUAAUCUUACCUUUGCCCUUCCCCAUGAUGAUGAAAGGAAGUAAAUUUGGUGGCGGUGGAGGAGGAGGAAUGUCCUGGGGAAGUGGAAUGAGCGGAAUGGGUGGAAUGAGUAUUCCAUCCAUGGGAAGUAUGAGUAGCUACAUGUCAGCUCCCAUUCAAAUGCCUUCCUACGGCGGUGGUAUGGAUAAUAGUUGGAUGAUGAUGUCCUCAAUGGAUUGUGGAAACAGUGACUUUUAUGGUAUGGGCGGUGGAUCUUCUAGUUACACCUCUGGUGGUAAACACAAUAGUGGCAGUGGUAGUGGAAGCUACAGUGGGGCCAUAAGCGGUGGUAACAAUGCUGGUGCUGGAGGUGGUGGUGGUUGGAAUGAUGGUUCCAGUGGAAAUAAUUACAAAGAAAAUUAUUCCUCCGGUGGUGGAUCACAUUACCAACAAGGUGGAUCAACCGGUAACUCUUAUAACAAUGUUCAAAGGCCCAUCGCUGGUGGUUAUUAGUUAAUUACCUUCAUCUAAAUCAUGAUAAUUCAUCUUGAAACUUUUUUCUCAACCUUAAAAUCAUCACCUCUCAUCAUAUUGUGUCUCUCCUUUGUAAAGUCUUGUCAUCAUUUAAUCACAGUACUAAUCGCAAUUCUUGAAGAUAAAUUAUCGUAUCCUUACAAUGAACUUUAAUUGUUGUAUAAAAAUCACUACGGUUUUUAUACCUUUUCUCCUUUUAAUCAACUCAUGAUCAACUAAUUUAACUCAUUAACUGGUAAUAAACAAAAACAGUGGCCAUAAUUAUCAAAUAAUCGUUUACAACCCGAAAAGGGCUCGAAGUGGACAUUUCAUCUUCGUCCUUUUGACCUUAAAAUUAAAAUCAUCCUUUUAAAUAGUUGUAAAUGUAAUUGAACAACAAAAUUAUCUCCCAAUAAAACAUUCAAUUAACAUCUAA